Molecule: messenger RNA, 5564 nt
Organism: Stegostoma tigrinum
Lineage: Eukaryota; Metazoa; Chordata; Chondrichthyes; Orectolobiformes; Stegostomatidae
Product: voltage-dependent L-type calcium channel subunit alpha-1S-like
Exons: 42
Coding region: 261-5240 (1659 amino acids)
Biological process (GO): calcium ion import across plasma membrane
Cellular component (GO): membrane; voltage-gated calcium channel complex
Molecular function (GO): high voltage-gated calcium channel activity
Source: RefSeq, a predicted model, not a curated record
ACCCUUUGAAAUUAUCAUACUAAUUACUAUCUUUGCCAAUUGUGUGGCCCUGGCUGUGUACACGCCCCUUCCAGGAGAUGACACCAAUUCGUUGAAUUUCAAGUUGACUCUGUACUGUGGCAUUGGAGCACCUGAGCCCAUCAGCAAAGAGUGCAGGCUUUGAUGUGAAGGCUCUUCGAGCGUUCCGAGUGUUGAGACCAUUGCGCUUGGUGUCGGGAGUUCCCAGUUUGCAGGUGGUUCUGAACUCAAUCAUCAAGGCCAUGGUCCCCCUUCUUCACAUUGCUCUGCUGGUCCUUUUCAUGAUCAUCAUCUAUGCCAUCAUUGGAUUGGAGUUGUUCAUGGGCAAAAUGCACAAAACAUGUUUUUACGUUGGUACAGAUAUUGUUGCUGAUGUGUGGCCGGCCCCAUGUGCGCAUUCAGGACACGGCCGUCACUGCGCCAUCAAUGGCAGUGAGUGCAGGUCAGGCUGGCCAGGACCCAACACCGGCAUCACUCACUUCGAUAACUUCGGAUUUGCCAUGUUAACAGUUUACCAGUGUAUUACCAUGGAGGGCUGGACCAAUGUGCUGUACUGGGUCAAUGAUGCCAUUGGAAAUGAGUGGCCUUGGAUCUACUUUGUCAGUCUCAUCCUGUUGGGCUCAUUCUUCGUGCUGAACCUUGUACUGGGCGUCCUGAGUGGGGAGUUUUCCAGGGAGAGAGAGAAGGCCAAGUCUCGGGGAGAUUUCCAGAAGUUCAGAGAGAAGCAGCAGCUGGAUGAGGAUCUGAAAGGUUACCUUGACUGGAUCACACACGCUGAGGAUAUUGACCUGGACCACAUCAACCAUGGAGAUGGAGUGCUAACCUCAGAUGAAGGUGGCUCCCUGGCCUCUCAGGAACUGCUCGAGUUGGAGGGAAUGAGCCUGCUGUCACGUGUCAAUUGGCGUUGUCAGAGGUGGAACCGACUGUUCAGGCGGACAUGCAGAGCGUUGGUCAAAUCCGACUUCUUCUACUGGCUGGUGAUAUUCCUGGUCUUCCUCAACACUUUGAUGAUAGCAUCGGAGCACCACCAUCAGCCUGAUUGGCUGACCAACGUCCAGGACACUGCCAACAAGGUGCUCUUAGCCCUGUUCACGGUGGAGAUGAUGCUGAAGAUGUACAGCCUUGGCUUGCAGGCUUACUUUGUCUCACUGUUUAAUCGGUUUGACUGCUUUGUGGUGUGUGGUGGGAUCCUGGAGACGAUUUUGGUGGAGGUGAAGAUGAUGUCUCCACUCGGAAUUUCUGUCCUCCGGUGUAUCCGACUCCUGAGAAUCUUCAAAAUCACCAGGUAUUGGACUUCCUUGAGCAACCUGGUCGCCUCCCUGUUGAACUCAGUCCGUUCCAUUGCAUCCUUACUCCUCCUCCUCUUCCUUUUCAUCAUCAUCUUCUCGUUGCUGGGGAUGCAGCUGUUUGGUGGAAAGUAUAAUUUUGAUGACAUGGUUGUGCGAAGGAGCACAUUUGAUAACUUCCCACAGGCAUUGCUGAGUGUGUUCCAGAUAUUGACUGGCGAGGACUGGAAUUCUGUCAUGAAUGAUGGCAUCAUGGCCUACGGAGGUCCUUCCUUCCCUGGUGUGCUCGUCUGUAUUUACUUCAUCAUCCUGUUCGUUUGUGGAAACUAUAUUCUGUUAAAUGUUUUCUUGGCCAUCGCUGUUGACAAUCUAGCAGAGGCAGAAAGUCUGACAUCAGCUCAGAAAGAAGCAGCAGAGGAGAAGAAGAGAAGGAAGUUGGAGAGGGCUGCCAACCCGGGCCGAUCAGAGGAAGAGAAACUACUGUUGAAGAAACUUGAGCUGGCGAAGCUUAAGGCUGAGGGUAUUCCCACCACUGCCAAGCUGAAAGUGGAUGAGUUUGAAGCUAAUGUCAAUGAGGUGAAGGAACCUUAUCCUUCUGCUGACUUUCCAGGUGAUGAUGAGGAAGAGGAGCCUGAAUUCCCCCUGAGCCCCCGUCCUCGCCCCCUUGCUGAGCUCCAGCUGAAAGAGAAGGCAGUCCCCAUGCCCAAUGCCAGCUCCUUCUUUAUCUUCAGCCCAACAAACAAAUUACGCAAGUUGUGCCACAGGAUCAUAAAUGCAACCACCUUUACAAACUUCAUCCUUCUCUUUAUCCUGUUGAGUAGUAUCUCACUUGCUGCAGAAGACCCCAUUCGAGCAGAGUCCUUCCGCAACCAGAUUCUUGCCUAUUUUGAUAUUGCUUUUACUGCCAUCUUCACCAUGGAGAUUAUUCUGAAGAUGACAACAUAUGGUGCCUUCCUACACAAAGGUUCUUUUUGUCGGAAUUACUUCAAUAUCCUGGACUUGUUGGUGGUCAGUGUCUCCCUCAUCUCAUUUGGAAUUCAAUCAAGUGCUAUCUCUGUGGUAAAGAUUCUUCGAGUCCUCCGAGUGCUCAGACCUUUGAGAGCCAUUAACAGAGCCAAGGGACUAAAGCAUGUGGUUCAAUGCGUCUUUGUGGCCAUUAAGACCAUAGGGAACAUUGUGAUCGUCACCACCCUCUUACAGUUUGUGUUUGCCUGCCUCGGGGUGCAACUUUUCAAGGGAAAGUUUUACAGCUGCACUGAUCCCUCCAAAAUGACAGAAGAAGACUGCAAAGGCCAGUUUAUUGCCUAUGGUGAACCAGAUCAGCUCUCAGUCCAGGAGCGAAUGUGGGUUAAUAGCGACUUCAAUUUUGACAAUGUGUUGUUGGCGAUGAUGGCUCUCUUUACAGUUUCCACCUUCGAGGGGUGGCCCCAGUUAUUGUACAAAGCCAUUGACUCUCACACUGAAGACAUGGGCCCCAUCUACAACUACCGAGUCGGCAUUUCAAUAUUCUUCAUCAUCUACAUCAUUCUCAUUGCUUUCUUCAUGAUGAAUAUCUUUGUGGGGUUUGUCAUUGUAACGUUCCAGGAACAGGGAGAGGCUGAAUACAAGAACUGCGAGCUCGACAAAAAUCAGCGUCAGUGUGUCCAGUAUGCCCUGAAGGCACGACCCCUCAUGAGGUACAUUCCCAAGAACAAAUAUCAGUACAAGGUGUGGUAUGUGGUGACCUCCUCGUACUUUGAAUACCUCAUGUUUGCCCUCAUCCUGCUCAAUACCAUCUGUCUUGGGAUGCAGCACUAUGAGCAAUCAGAGGAGAUGAACCAGUUGUCGGACAUACUGAAUGUAGUCUUCACUGGGCUAUUCGCAUUGGAAAUGUUUUUUAAACUUUGUGCUUUCAAAGCGAAAGGUUAUUUUGGAGAUCCCUGGAAUGUAUUUGAUUUCCUGAUUGUCAUUGGCAGUAUUAUCGAUGUGAUCCUCAGUGAGGUCAAUACAGCUCUGGCUUCCAGUGGGGGUCUCUACUGCCUGAGCGCUCGAUGCGACUCCAGUGAGUCAGAGGAUAGCUCCCGCAUCUCCAUCUCUUUCUUUCGUCUGUUUCGUGUGAUGCGCCUGGUCAAGUUGCUGAGCAGAGGAGAGGGAGUUCGAACAUUGCUGUGGACGUUCAUCAAGUCCUUCCAGGCGCUGCCCUAUGUGGCUCUGCUCAUUGUGAUGCUGUUCUUUAUCUACGCUGUCAUUGGGAUGCAGGUCUUUGGUAAGAUUGCCAAUGUGGAUGGAUCACAAAUCAAUCGCAAUAAUAACUUCCAGACGUUCCCACAAGCUGUGCUCCUGCUAUUCAGAUGUGCUACAGGUGAAGCCUGGCAGGAGAUUAUGCUGGCCUGCCGACCGGGUAAACUCUGUGACCCUGAAUCUGACUAUGAACCUGGCGAAGAGUACACCUGUGGAACCAACUUUGCUGUCUUCUACUUCAUCAGUUUUUACAUGCUGUGUGCUUUCCUGAUUAUUAACCUGUUUGUGGCUGUAAUUAUGGACAACUUUGAUUACCUGACACGUGAUUGGUCCAUUCUGGGCCCUCAUCACCUGGAUGAAUUUAAGAGGAUCUGGGCCGAGUAUGAUCCUGAGGCCAAGGGACGCAUCAAACACCUGGAUGUGGUAACAUUGCUCCGUCGCAUCCAGCCUCCUCUGGGCUUUGGCAAAUUCUGCCCCCACCGUGUGGCCUGUAAGCGGCUGGUGUCUAUGAACAUGCCCAUGAACAGUGAUGGCACAGUCACCUUCAAUGCCACACUCUUCGCGCUGGUACGAACAGCCCUCAAAAUUAAAACCGAAGGAAAUUUUGAACAGUCGAAUGAAGAACUGAGAACCAUCAUCAAAAAAAUCUGGAAACGAACUAGUAUGAAAUUAUUGGACCAAGUGAUCCCCCCAAUUGGAGAUGAUGAGGUGACAGUCGGCAAGUUCUAUGCCACAUUUCUCAUCCAAGAACACUUCCGCAAGUUCAAGAAACGUCAAGAAGAAUAUUAUGGAAUUCUCCCAUCGAAGAAGAACCAGAAUCAAAAUGAGAUUGUGCUCCAGGCUGGAUUGCGCAGUAUUGAGGAGGAGGUUGGUGAUAAUCUCCAUCGAACUGUAUCCGGAGAGCUGCCAGUUGAAGAGGAAGGAGACCAAACUAUGGAGGAAGGGGGCUUGGACGAAACAAUUUAUAGGAGAACGGGUGGUCUGUUUGGAGAACAGCCUGAUUCGUACCCAAUGGACAGAAGUGGCUCCUUGCAGCCACACAUGACGAGCCAGCGACCGUUACAAUUCAGCAAAUCUGAGGGUGGAGGAGAGGAGCCUGAGCCGCCACACAGCAGGCCGACUGAUUCGCCAUUUAACACAACCAGUUUCUUCCCAGCAACUGACAAUGCAAACACAAAUAACGCCAACAAUACAGCCCUAAGCAGGGUUGCCUAUGAAGAUGAAUUCAAAAAGAAAAUUACAACAUGUAAAUGCACAGGUGAACACGAAGCUCAAGUGGGCUGGCUCAGACAAGCCCCACCUCAAAUGCCAGGACUGCACCCCAACCAUCGAGUAAAGACAACCUUGUCAGAAACAACAGGUGCCAAGAAAGCAGAGGGAGACACCAUCGCACCAACAUGGCAACAACACAACGGCCAGAGUGUGGACAUGAACCAAAUCUGUGAACACCGUCACAAACCCAAGAACUUGGAAAGUUAUUGGACGGUCAACAACCUCGUAAAACAGGUGCUGACAAUCCGUGGGCUACAGGAACUGGCCAGUGACCCAGGCUUUGUGGCAAUGACAGUGAGUGAGAUGGCUGAAGCUUGCCUGAUGGAUCACAGUGAGCUGGAGGGAGCAGCACUGAACUUGGUGAAAGGCCACUCGGCACAGACAGAACCCAAAGAGACCCUCUUACCUGAAGCUCUGGUGGAUCCUCCAUCUAGCUGCUGCUGAGCACUUUAUCAACGGAUAAGCUGAGGCUAGGGAGUAACGCUCCACCGCCACAGCUGAGUUACCGUCUAGUUUACUUGUUGUGUUUUUGGAAAUCUGUAACUGUUGCCGAGAGGUGUGAGAUAAUAUGUUUGAGAAUGUAUGAGAUUUCUGAUUUUGCCAGAGUACUGUAUGGAAGCACAGGACACAACAGGAGAGAAUAGAAUUCUCCACUGUCACUGCGACAUAAUCAGGCCAUGUUGGCUAUGUUUCUACUUCAUAAGUGUGGUAUCAUUACUUAAGUACAUCAGUGUGGAAAGGGCUCAUUAAACAAUCAGUGGCUGACAA